CUCCUCUUGAUCUCGUAGCUGAUCCGUCCACCUCAGUGUCGGUUUCUGAGGCGCUCACAUCGGCACGUUUCUUGGUUACGUGUGGCAUCAUUCUUUAUUCCUGUGAACAUAAGGUCCUUUACUGGGAUUUUAAAUUAGCAGAGAGAUUUUCCUGCAGGAACGCAUUCGGUUCGUCGAAAUGGGCGCUCGCGUCUCCCGAACGGACUUCGAAUGGUCGUACACCGCCGAACCUCAUGCUUCGCGGAGAAAGGAAAUCCUUGGCAAGCAUCCAGAAAUUAAGCAUUUAAUGGGACCUGAUCCAAAUUCAAAAUGGAUUAUAACUGGAAUGGUGCUCUUCCAAAUUCUUUCCCUCUUCGUCGUGAAGGAAUUCAGCAAUCUGGGGCUCUUCCUUGCUGCAUAUGUAGUCGGAGGAACCAUCAACCAUUCAUUGAUGCUAGCCAUCCAUGAGAUAUCCCACAAUCUUGUCUUUGGACAUGGAUAUCCGACUGCUAACCGGUUAUUUGGAAUCUUUGCAAAUCUGCCGAUCGGUCUGCCAUUCUCUCCUGCCUUCAAGAAGUAUCACAUAGAACAUCAUAAAUUUCAAGGAGACGAAAAGCUGGAUACUGACAUACCAACGAAGUUGGAGGCCAUACUCUUCAAUCGUACGGGGACCAAGCUACUCUGGCUCUUUCUUCAGCCUUUAUUCUAUGCCUUUCGUCCUGUUAUGGUUUAUCCAAAAGUCUUAACUCCUUUGGAAAUCAUCUGCAUCAUCGCCCAGUUAUCAUUUAAUGCAAUAGUUGUUCAAUUCUUCGGAUGGAGAGUACUGGCAUAUUUGAUUGGUGGGAGUCUGUUGGCUAUGGGUGUCCAUCCUGUUGCUGGCCAUUUUGUGUCCGAGCAUUACAUGUUCAAGAAAGGAUAUGAGACAUACAGCUAUUACGGACCCCUAAACUGGAUAACUUUUAAUGUGGGAUAUCACAAUGAGCAUCAUGAUUUCCCUUAUGUUGCUGGUUCAAGGCUUCCAGAAGUGAAGCGGAUUGCACCAGAGUUUUAUGACGAUUUGCCUCAACAUAACUCCUGGGUCAAAGUCCUGUAUGAUUUUGUCACUGAUCCCGAAAUUGGCCCAUAUGCCCGAGUCAAAAGGAAGCACUUGGGGUUGGACUGAAUCUCCAUUCCUCGGUCCAUUUUCAUGUCCAGCUGCUUCUCCUUUACAUACUUGGUUCGAUUUUACUACGAAAAGUAAUUCCAAAAAAAGGCCGCAUUAAUCGCAUCGAGUUGAACCAUGCGAAGUGGGUACUUCAAACUAGAUAUGUGUUGGAGAAUAUAGGUUUUCGCAAAAGCUGCACAUAAUUACUUCAUUUAGUUUUGCAUUUCAUCAACCAUAUGAAAGAAAAUCUCAUUCACUUCGUGGAUUUUAGGAAAACCGUCAAUCCGCUACAUCUAAGAAAGUUGAUGAUUUUAUUCCACUAUUGGCUGUGACAAUCUCUACAUUCUAUUUCCAUUCUUCACGAUACGUUAUACCUGUACCACAAAUCAUGAUGAAAAUUGCAUGUUAUGGUCUAGCAAAGCUGCCGGUCGUCGCAAAAAAAUAAUUUCAUAUAAUGGGACAUAACCCGUAAACCUCGCGGUUUACCCUUUCCUCAAUGGAGUGAACUAACAACUGCGUGUACUUGUACCCGGAGAGAGCCAGAAUAAAGUUGACGAGUUGAGAAAUGUAACCGUG
Messenger RNA from Darwinula stevensoni, 1699 nucleotides. The record is from the annotation of a GenBank genome assembly. Lineage: Eukaryota; Metazoa; Arthropoda; Ostracoda; Podocopida; Darwinulidae.